AAGGCCCAACAUGGCCCCGCGUUGCCGCGGUAACGGUCACUUCCUGUGCUGACGCCACGCCUCUUCCGGUCACGUGCGGCGAAGAUGGCGGCGCCCGCGGCGGGGCCGGUGCCGGUGCUGCGGAUCGUGGCCGAGUGCGGGCGGAGCCGCGCCCGGGCCGGGGAGCUGCGGCUGCCGCACGGCACCGUGCCCUGCCCCGUGUUCAUGCCCGUGGGCACCCGCGGCACCGCCAAGGGCCUGACGGCCGCGCAGCUGGCGGCGCUCGGCUGCCGCAUCUGCCUCGGCAACACCUUCCACCUGGGCACGCGGCCGGGCUCGGAGCUGGUCCGGCGCUCCGGGGGCCUGCACGGCUUCAUGGACUGGCCGCACAACCUGCUGACGGACAGCGGCGGGUUCCAGAUGGUUUCGCUGCUGGCGCUGUCGGAGGUGUCGGAGGAGGGGGUUCGGUUCCAGCCCCCCCACGGCGGGGAGGAGAUCCUGCUGAGCCCCGAGAAAUCCAUGGAGAUCCAGAACGCCCUGGGGGCCGAUAUCGUGAUGCAGCUGGACGAUGUCGUGAGCAGCACCACGACGGGGCCGCGCGUCGAGGAGGCCAUGCUCAGGUCGGUGCGCUGGCUGGAUCGCUGCGUGGCCGCCCACGCCCGCCCCGGGCAGCAGCUGCUCUUCGCCAUCGUGCAGGGGGGGCUGGAGCCCGAGCUGCGCCUGCGCUGCAUCCGAGCCAUGACCCAGCGGGACGUGCCCGGUUUCGCCAUCGGGGGCCUGAGCGGCGGCGAGGCCAAGGCGCGGUUCUGGCGCGCGGUGAAGCUGAGCACCGAGCACCUGCCCCGGGACAAGCCCCGCUACCUCAUGGGCGUGGGGUACGCCACCGACCUGGUGGUCUGCGUCGCGCUGGGCUGUGACAUGUUCGACUGCGUCUUCCCCACCCGCACGGCGCGUUUCGGUUCCGCCCUGGUGCCCUGGGGGUCCCUGCAGCUGAGGAGUCACCGAUUCGCCAAAGACUUCCGGCCCAUCGACGCCGACUGCGGCUGCCCCACGUGCCAGAGGUACUCCCGGGCGUACCUGCACGCGCUGCUGCGCUCCAACACGGCCGCGCUGCACCUGCUCACCCUGCACAACAUCGCCUACCAGAUGAAGCUGAUGGGCUCCAUCAGGGACAGCAUCCUGCGGCAGCGCUUCCCCGAGUUCGUGCGGGAGUUCAUGGACACCAUGUACGGGGGGCGGGGGGGACCCCCGGCCUGGGCUCGGGAGGCCCUGGAGGCUGUGGGGAUCACCCUGGGCUGAGGGGAGCCCCCAGACCCCUGGGAACCCCCCAGACCCCUGGGAACCCCCAGACCUCUGGGGAACCCCCCAGACCCCUGGGGAACCCCCCAGACUCCUGGGGAACCCCCUGGGAAC
Messenger RNA from Serinus canaria (Common canary), 1392 nucleotides. It is a transcript of the gene QTRT1, whose product is annotated as queuine tRNA-ribosyltransferase catalytic subunit 1. Gene Ontology annotation, cellular component: cytosol. The transcript is spliced from 10 exons. Gene Ontology annotation, molecular function: tRNA-guanosine(34) queuine transglycosylase activity. Bases 85 to 1278 code for a protein of 397 amino acids. NCBI's taxonomy places the organism in Eukaryota, Metazoa, Chordata, Aves, Passeriformes, Fringillidae. The record is from RefSeq and is a predicted model, not a curated record.